GUUUGCUGAAUUGUGUGCAUCUUUAAGAAAAUGGGAAGGUUAAUAUGGUUUUCCCAAUCCUCUGCCUUUCCUUUAUGUUGUUACAGUUUCGAGUCCAAAACUCCUCACCUUCUCAAUCUUCUCUUGAUUCACCGCCACAUUUGUGCCGUCCUGAAGAGCGUUCUGCAUUGCUUGGUUUCAAAAGCACUACUACUUUAAUUGAAUACUGUCGUUUUACUCCUCGUCCAAUAAUACAAACUUGGAACGAGAGUAAAGACUGCUGCUUGUGGGAGGGCAUCACAUGCGAUAGGCGGAAAGGUCACGUGAUUGGCCUUGAUCUUAGCAGUAAUUGUCUUGCAGCCGAUCUAACUACAAAUGGUAGUCUCUUCCGCCUUGAGAAAUUGCAGAGUCUUGACCUUUCUGGCAAUUAUUUUCACUAUCCUAACAUCUCAUUCGGGUUCAACCGGUGGAAGAGUUUGACAUAUCUUAAUCUUUCAAAUCCAGUAUACAUGGAUGGCCCUCCCCCGUUUGAUGAGAUCAUCUUGCUGACGAAAUUAGUUUCACUUGAUCUCUCUUAUAAUUAUGAUUUGUUUCUUGACAACAUAAAGUUUCAAAUGCUUGUGCAUAACUUAACAGAAUUAAGGUUUCUUAUCCUUGAUUCUGUGAAUAUGUCUCUGGUUGGGCCUUCUUCCUUGCUAAACUUGACUUCCUCCUUGGAAUAUUUGAGCCUUAGCAACCGUAAUUUGCAAGGAAACUUCCUAAACCAAGUAUUUCAGCGAACGAAAUUGGUCUCACUCAAUCUCUUUGAUAAUUUUGAUUUGCUUCUUGACAACACAAAGUUUCAAUUACUUGUGCAUAACUUGACAGAAUUAAGAUUUCUUAAUCUUAGUUCGGUGAAUAUGUCUCUGGUUGUGCCUUCUUCCUUGCUAAACUUGACUUCCUCCUUGGAGCAAUUGAGCCUUCGAGAUUGUAGUUUGCAAGGAAACUUUCCAAGUCAAGUUUUUCAGCUUCCAUCUCUCCAGCUUAUUGAUUUAAGUUACAAUUAUUAUUUAAGAGGUAAUCUGCCCCUGUCAAACUGGAGUAGCCCCCUCAAGUAUUUGUAUAUCAGAGAGACAAGCUUCUUAGGAGAGUUGCCUCAUUCAAUCGAAAAUCUUAAACUCUUGGAGGAAUUGGAUCUUGAUAGCUGCCAAUUUUAUGGAUCAAUUCCUAAAUCUCUUGCAAAUCUUACCAAGAUAACUUACUUGGAUUUUGAUUCCAAUCUUUUGCAAGGGCAAAUUCCAGAUGUUUUUGGAAAAAUGCACAAGUUAACUUGCUUGAGCAUUUUUAAUAACAGUUUUGGUGGUGAAAUUCCUACAUCAAUCUUCAACCUCACCCAUCUUACCUAUUUGUCAUUGUCAUCAAAUAACCUAACAGGGCUUCUUCCUCACAAUAUAAGUGGGCUUUCAUUUUUAGGUGAGUUUCGAAUGGAUAAUAAUUUCAUCACAGGUCGUGUACCAUCUUGGUUGUUUUCUCUGCCCUCUUUAUACUAUUUAGACCUCCAAAACAAUAGACUAACCGGAACUAUUGAUCAUACUGAUAUGCCUAAUCUCAUUUUACAAAAAGUCUAUUUGUCCAAUAAUGAGAUAAGUGGUUCACUUCCUAGCUUUUUCUUUCAUCUUGUGUCUCUUACUCAUGUCGACCUUUCUUCAAAUAAUUUAAGUGGCACCAUUACAACCAACAUGCUUUCAAAACUUGUCAACCUCUGGCUUCUGGAUCUUUCCAAUAAUAGUCUUCUGUCUUUGAGCAAUAAUAGCACUGGUGUCAAUUAUUCCUUUCCGUACCUUCGGUAUUUCAUAUUCUCUUCUUGCAACAUAGACAAGUUCCCAAGUUUCUUAGGGAAGGUUGAGAGUUUGCAGGGCUUGGAUCUUUCCAAUAACAAGAUUUCUGGUCAAAUUCACAAAUGGGAAAUAGAAGGGAUGAUGUCAUUGUACACUUUAAACCUUUCUUAUAACUUCUUGAGUGGGAUAGAUUCAUUUGGUUUUGGACUUCUUCGAACCGUUGACCUCAGAUUCAACUUACUACAAGGAUCACUUCCCAUUCUAUCAACAAAUUGGAAUUCUAUGGAACAACUCCUCAUUUCAGGGAAUAAUUUGACUGGCGAAAUCCCUUCUUCUUGUUGCAGUUUUUCUUCUCUUGCAGUUCUAGACUUAGCUAAUAAUAGUUUGGAAGGAAAAAUUCCAGAAUGUCUUCGAAACUUGAGUGAUCUUUUCAACUUGGAUCUGCAAAUGAAUAAGUUUCAUGGUAGAAUACCAAAUUCUUUUGUCAACAUGAGUGAAUUGAGAACCCUUCAUUUAAAUGACAACCAGUUGGAAGGGCUACUGCCACAGUCUUUGGUUAAUUGCAGUAACUUGGAAAUUCUAGAUGUGGGGAACAACAACUUGAAUCAUAUCUUCCCACAUUGGUUAGGUGUUCUUCCACGGCUAGAAGUUCUCAUCCUUCGAUCUAAUCAAUUUCAUGGUGCCAUCAGCAAUUCUAUGCCUGCAUUUUACUUCCAUCAGUUGAGAAUCAUUGAUAUCGCGCAAAAUGAUUUUAUAGGUCUCCUACCGAGUAACUUUUUCAAAAUUUUGAAAGGUAUGAGAGAUGUAGCUCCAGUCAAAUUGGAAUACCUUGACUGGAAGCAAGUAUGGCCUAUGCAAUGUGACGACGAGGAAAGUUGCUCAAUUCAUUAUUCUCCUUUUUAUAAGGAUUCUGUGAACGUAACAAUGAAAGGCUCAGAGAGGGAGCUUGUAAGGAUCUUGAAAAUUUUCACAACUAUAGAUUUCUCGAGCAAUCAGUUUCAUGGACCGAUUCCUGAAGAGCUAGGAGAACUGAAUUCACUUUUAUUGCUAAACUUAUCUCACAAUAGUCUCAAUAGUCAAAUCCCAUCAUCAUUGGGGAAAUUAGCAGCACUCGAGUCCUUAGAUCUCUCAUCAAACAAGCUUGAAGGUGGGAUUCCUGAGCAAUUGACAAAUCUGACAUUCCUAUCAGUUUUGAAUCUUUCACACAAUAAACUUGUGGGCCACAUACCUGAAGGGAAGCAGUUCAGUACUUUCUCAAAUGAUUCCUACAUUGGAAACUCUGGGUUGUGUGGAUUCCCAUUGACAAAGAACUGCCACGGGGAGGAAGAACCAGGAGCACCUCCAAAAUUUGAUGAAGAGGAUGAAUCUGCAACACUCUUUGAGUGGAAGUUAGCAUUGGCAGGGUAUGGUUGUGGACUGGUGUUGGGACUUAGUCUGGGAUACAUUGCCUUCACUACAGGAAAACCAUGGUUUGUGGUGAAGAAAGUGGAGAAAUAUCAACAGAAAUUAAUUGGAAGGUACAACCAAAGGCAUAAGAAGAGAAAAACCCAAAAACCCAACCAACGCUCUUAGGUGCAGUUGAUUUCUUACUCGGGGAGAUAUAGCAACAGUUGCUUCUUGAGUUUGUUUCCAUCUUUUUCAUGUUCAUUGUUGAUAUAUAGUUGUGUUGACUUGCGUGGGAAUUAUGGUUAUGUAUGAAUUUGUGUUAAUUUCUUUUUGAUUUCAUUUAUGUACUCUGGAUUUCAUUUAUGUACUCUGCACGCAGUUGCUUACGUAUUUUUUUAAAUAUAAUUUGUUUCUUUUGAUGUAAUCUCAUCGUAUUUUCUUCUCUCUUCCUUUGUUUUUAUUGUCUUUGAACGGUGCGUUUUACUGAAGUAAAAUGUAAAAAUUUCU
Messenger RNA from Rubroshorea leprosula, 3689 nucleotides. The record is from the annotation of a GenBank genome assembly. Lineage: Eukaryota; Viridiplantae; Streptophyta; Magnoliopsida; Malvales; Dipterocarpaceae.